Molecule: messenger RNA, 884 nt
Organism: Coffea arabica (coffee)
Lineage: Eukaryota; Viridiplantae; Streptophyta; Magnoliopsida; Gentianales; Rubiaceae
Product: xyloglucan endotransglucosylase/hydrolase protein 2
Biological process (GO): cell wall biogenesis; xyloglucan metabolic process
Cellular component (GO): cell wall; apoplast
Molecular function (GO): hydrolase activity, hydrolyzing O-glycosyl compounds; xyloglucan:xyloglucosyl transferase activity
Source: RefSeq, a predicted model, not a curated record
UUAUUUGUAUUAAUGGAUUAUCUGUUAAUCAUUUUCCCCAUUGUUUUUGUUGCUGCGAUUAACUGUGCCCAAGGCAAUGGCGAUGAUCCAUUUUAUAGAAACUACUAUCAAACAUGGGGAGGUAGCCAUCUCACAGUUUACAAUCAAGGACAUGAAGUUCAACUUCUAAUGGACUCUUCUUCAGGAGCUGGAUUCAGUUCGAAAAGAGACUUUGGAUCAGGCUAUUUUCGCAUGAAGAUCAAGAUACCAGAGAAAAACAGUAAAGGGCUUAUCACAUCAUUUUAUUUAAUUUCAGUUCCAGUAGGACAACCAGUAGAAGGUGUGAAGCAUUAUGAGUUUGACAUUGAGUUUUAUGGAACUGAUGGUAAUCCUCAUAUCAUAAGCACCAAUGCCUUUGCAAAUGAUCUGGGAAACAGGGAGCAACAAUUUCAUCUUUGGUUUGAUCCUACCAAGGGUUUUCACACUUAUGAGAUCCUUUGGAACCAACACCAAAUUGUGUGGUUUGUGGAUGACACUCCAAUUAGGGUGUGGAAGAACAAUACACAACUAGGAGUAGGAUUCCCAACAGGACCAUUGCAUGUGGAGGCAAGCAUUUGGAAUCCAAGCUAUCUUGGGACACCAGAUUGGUAUCAAGGGCCAUUCAAGGCUCACUAUAGAGAGUUUGGCAUUGAUGGAUGCAAUCACCAAAGUUCCAAGCAGGACCUGUGUUCCUCUCAAUCUUAUUAUUGGAAUCAAAACAAGUAUUGGCAACUAGACCCUAAGCAACAAGGCAAAUUACAAAAUGCAAGAAAAAAUUAUAUGUAUAAAGAUUAUUGCAAGGACUCAAACAGGCAUGGCCCAGAAUGCCAAGUUAAUCAAUAGAAAAUGAAGUUCCAUUUUUGCUC